AUGUCGAAAUCACCGACUGAACAUGUGGAACUUUCGCAGACGAAGCUUGAGAAUGCCUCGGACGCCCUGUACGAGGCCUACGCCUCCAAGGGCCCUGAAUGGCACCAGCAGAUGACCCGACGAUUACUCCGAAAGGUGGAUCUGCAUCUCCUGCCCUUCUUGGUGGUGAUGUAUCUGCUGAACUUCCUGGAUCGAAACAAUCUCUCACAAGCCCGACUUGGGACAUUGGAAAAAGACCUGGGGAUGACAGGGACCGACUUCAACCUGGCGACAAGUAUUUUGUUCGUCGGAUACCUGCUCAUGCAGCUCCCGUCUAAUCUGCUGCUGACGCGCGUGAAGCCGUCGUGGCUGCUGGGUGGUGCAAUGGCGAUCUGGGGCAUAAUAUCCGCAGCUCAGGCAGGAACGACCUCGUUCACCGGGUUGGUUCUUGCGAGAUUCUUCCUAGGGUUUGUGGAGGCGCCUUUCUUUCCGGGGGCGAUCAUGUUGAUGUCGAGUUGGUAUACCAGGCAGGAGCUGAGCCAUCGAAUUGCCUGGUUCUACGCCGGCAGCUCCCUGGCCAACGCGUUUGGCGGCCUCAUAGGCGCGGGUGUACUGGGUAAUCUGGACGGGGCUCACGGGAUCGCGGGCUGGCGAUGGCUGUUCAUCAUCGAGGGUAGCAUCACAGUCGGCGUAUCGCUCUUCUCGACCGUCUCGCUUCCCAACUACCCGGCGACCACUUCCUGGUUGGACGAGACUGAACAGGCCUAUGCUCAGUGGCGUCUCAUCAACGAUGCCGGCGAGGCCGAUGAUACAAACGCCGCCAGCAUCAAGGACGCGCUGGCGAUGGUGUUCCGGGACCGCCGAAUCUAUCUCUUUAUCCUGCUACAGCAUAGUUCUUUGCUGUCGCAGACUUUUCAAUACUUCUUCCCGACGAUCGUCAAAACACUGGGCUACGGGAGUAUCGAGACCCUGCUGAUCACUGCGCCCGUGUGGAUUGCUACGUUCCUUGUGUCCCUGUUGGUGACCUGGACUUCUGGACGGACGAACGACCGCAGUUGGCACAUCAUCGGGUUGAUGAGCGUGAGCGCCGUGGGUUGUAUCAUCUGCACAGCCACGACCAAUAUUGGUGCCAGGUUUUUCGCCAUGUUUCUGAUGCCCAUGGGCGCUGUGUCAGCUUACCAAAUCAUCAUUGCCUGGGUGGCCAACUCAUUCCCCCGGCCGCUGGUCAAGCGCUCGGCAGCUAUCGCGACGGCCAAUAUGAUCGGGAACACGGCGACGAUUUAUGGUAGUUAUAUGUGGCCUUCGUCGUCUGGACCAAGAUAUGUCCCCGGGGGUAGUGCGACCGCGGUGGUUGCUGUUCUGGUGGCAGUGCUGGCGUGGGUGAUUCGGAUGGUGCAUGUGCGGAUGAACAAGAGGCUGGAGGAGCAGGAGAGGGACCAUGAAGUGGAGAAUCCAGGUUUCCGAUACAUUCUGUAA
Aspergillus fischeri NRRL 181 is the source of this 1455-nucleotide messenger RNA. RefSeq names its product putative MFS transporter. Gene Ontology annotation, cellular component: membrane. Gene Ontology annotation, biological process: transmembrane transport. The transcript has 6 exons. Lineage: Eukaryota; Fungi; Ascomycota; Eurotiomycetes; Eurotiales; Aspergillaceae. Gene Ontology annotation, molecular function: transmembrane transporter activity. The record is from RefSeq and is a predicted model, not a curated record. The coding region runs from base 1 to 1455 and encodes 484 amino acids.